AGGACUUCUCCGGAAAUGUAUUAGUGGCAUAUGUCUUCUGGAAUAUUUUCCACCUUACAUUGGUGAGGCGGGGUGUUCCGAACUGCAGUUCAGAUGGAUAUUAUGUCGUUCGGGGCGGCAGAUACCAAUGAGCAUCCGACCAUCAUACGCAAGCGCAGAACCACAGCCAGCGUUUAAAAAAAACGCUGAGAAGUGCCAAGCUCCGGCUGGAAACUUUUCUUGUUUUUUCUGAGCUCGCGAAGACCACUCACUUCGUCCCAAUUUAUCCAGCUAUGUCUUCCUUCUACAACAUCAGCGCGCGUUUCAACGAGGCCCGGAGAGUGGCGAUCUUCGGUGGGACUCACGGGAACGAGAUGUCCGGUGUGACGCUCGUUAACCUGUGGAUGAAAAACGGCGCCGAGAUCCAAAGGAAGACUGUCGACACUAAACCUUUCAUCACCAACCCCAGGGCUGUGGAGAAAUGCGCCAGAUACGUGGACACGGACCUCAACCGAGCUUUCACUCCAGAAAACCUCAGCGCUUCAGGGGGCAAGGAGUUGCCGUACGAGGUGCAGAGAGCUCAGGAGAUCAACAGGCUAUUUGGGCCUAAAGGAAGCCCGGAGGCCUACGAUGUCAUUUUUGAUCUCCACAACACCACGUCCAACAUGGGCUGCACUCUCAUUCUGGAGAAUUCCAAAGAUCACUUCAAUCUGCAGAUGAUGAACUACAUCAAGAGAGCCUUCGCCCCCGCCAGUUGUCUCGUUUUACUGAACGAACAUCCCCUUCUGAAGUAUUCCACUUCCCGCUCCGUCGCGAAACAUCCCGUCGGCUUGGAAGUGGGUCCUCAGCCUCAAGGCGUUUUGAGAAGUAACAUAUUUGAAGCUAUGAGGGUCAUGCUGAAACAUGCCUUGGACUUCAUCGAUUUGUUUAACGAAGGCAUGGAAUUUCCGUCCUGCACUGUGGAAGUUUUCCGGGUUUCAGAGAGCGUUGACUACCCCAGAGAUGCCAAUGGAAACAUUAUCGCCAUGGUCCAUCCCAAUCUACAGGACUGCGACUGGGAACCACUGAACCCGGGUGACCCAAUGUUCCAAACAUUUGAUGGGAAGACCAUCCCCUACCAAGGCACCGGCACUGUUUAUCCCACGUUUAUUAAUGAGGCAGCCUAUUACGAAAAACAGCAGGCAUUUGUUACCACUAGGCGAGAAACUUUGGUGGCAAGUGCCAUUAGAAAAGCAUAAAAAAACAAAACGGAUUUCGAGUGAGCAUGCGUGCCACCGCAACUAUUUGUAUAUAUCUUUUGCACUUUUUUCCCCCCACAUAACCGAUUCCAUCUUCUUCUCAAUGGUUUUAUUUUUUUUGUGCUCUUACUUGCAUCAAAUCAAUUAACUAUGCAAAGAUCAUGUGGACGUUCCAAAGGCUUUUCUGUGACAAGUCUUUAAUCUGCAGAUUUAGGAUAAAGUAUACCGUGGUUAUUUAUGAUACAGAUGUUAUUUAAAACAUUACUUUUGAUUAAAUCCUUUUAUGAAGAUUAAAUCUUGAGAUUAAUCAUGAAAUACCUGCUUAGUUUCUGCUUCAUGAUUAGCUGCUCUAUAUUUCCUUUUUAUGCUCAGGAACCCAAUUGAGGAUCUUAACCUGCAAUCUUUGACCCCAAGCUGUAGUGAUUCGUCUUCCCCUCGGAUAUAUUUGUAACAUACUGGGAGGCUAUUUGUGGCCUUUGAAACUACCUGCCUGUAACUCCUGUGGUGGCAUCUACGGUGCUCUCCUAUUGUUGCCUUAAAAAGAGACCUAAUUGCACUGCCAAAUUGAAGUGUAGACGGGUUGGAUAACAACAUACACGUAUUUUAAUCAUAGUAUAUGCCUCUUCCCUCUCUACACAAUGAAAAAAAGUAAUAUAUGUCUAUUUUGGUAUUCUUGUGCUAGUUUGAAGUGCUGUGUAGCUCUUAACAAGGCAGAUGUGAAUUGUUUUUCCAUGUUUUCAGGUCUUUGUCGUCAUCAAGGUUAUCCCUGUGGUCUUAUAGUCUCUUGUUGUCAUACUGUUUCAUAAUUAUAUGUGUUACCACGGUCUCUACGACAACGAAAGUUGACUGUCCUUUCAAUCCUGUGGAAAUAAUCCUCAAAAAAAUAAAUGUAAAAUAUUGA
Molecule: messenger RNA, 2118 nt
Organism: Hippocampus zosterae (dwarf seahorse)
Lineage: Eukaryota; Metazoa; Chordata; Actinopteri; Syngnathiformes; Syngnathidae
Gene: aspa
Product: aspartoacylase
Exons: 6
Coding region: 273-1217 (314 amino acids)
Molecular function (GO): hydrolase activity, acting on carbon-nitrogen (but not peptide) bonds, in linear amides; hydrolase activity, acting on ester bonds
Source: RefSeq, a predicted model, not a curated record